UUUAUAUUUUAAUAUUAAAUAACGUUAGAAAUUGUACUUGUAUUUGCAUUUUGUUCAUAAGUGCCCGCUAUAGUACGGUAUUUUUACCAUGCUAUUUAAUUUUACAAAUAUAGUUGCGUGACUCUUUCAUAGUUCCCAAAUAACUGCAGGAAUUCGGUCAUUAACCAGGAGAAAGUUAGUCCAUUAAGCCAUUGCCAAAUUAUUAUUGGAAGAUGAAUACCUCAAACUUACUUAGAUCCAUGGUCGGGAGUACACUGUUCAGGAAUCACAGACAUUUGCCCAGGUACAUGAAACCGUUAAAUUUCUGCAAAAUGUCAGUAUCAAGUAACGCAUCUCAACUAAUCACUCAAAAGACGAAAGAAUCUUUUGAGGACGCGCUUCCAAGCAUCAUGGACACUAUCACUACUAACACACAGUUUGCAGACGUACCUGAAGUUGGGAAUUGGGUGAAAAAGACGCUGGAUUAUAACUUAGGAGGAGGGAAGAAAACAAGAGGCAUGACCACACUCCUUGCCUAUGAGAUGUUUGAGAAAGCAGGGAAUGUAACUGACGAAACUAUUCAUUCAGCGAAAAUGCUUGGCUGGUGUGUGGAGAUGCUGCAAGCAUACCUCCUCAUACUAGACGACAUAAUGGACAGCUCGUCGACGCGCCGCGGCAUGCCGUGCUGGUACCGUCUGCCGGACGUCGGCACGCGCGCCAUCAAUGACGCCAUCCUGAUUUACUCCUCCAUGUUCCACGUCAUCAAGACGCAGUUCGGGGGAGAGAAGUUCUAUACUAAGAUAUUGGAAUUGUUUAAUGAGACUCUCUUCCAAACCUCAAUCGGGCAACACCUAGAUCUGACGAUGGCGAAUCGUCACAAAAAUGACUACAGUCUGUUCACGAUAGAACAGUACAACGCUAUCGUCAAGUACAAGACUGCGUACUACACGUUCAAGCUGCCGGUGUGUUUGGGCUUGCUGUUGGCCAACAACACAGACCCGGCCAAGCAUAAGAAGGUUGAGGACAUCUGCCUCGAUAUUGGCAGAUUCUUUCAAAUACAGGAUGACUACAUAGACUGCUACGGCGACGAAUCAGUAAGCGGCAAGAAAGGCACGGACAUCCAAGAGGGCAAGUGCUCCUGGUUCGCGGUGCAGGCACUGCAACGGUGCGACGCCAACCAGAGGACCGUGUUCAGCGCCUGCUACGGCAGCCACGAGCCGGCGCAUAUUGAGCGGAUAAGGAUACUAUACAGACAGUUACAACUGCCGGAACUUUACGCGGAAACGGAAGCGAAAAUGUACGACACGCUGAUAAGCCAAGCCCGAGCGAUGCCUGAAGAUCUGUCGCCUACUCUAUUCGUCAAACUUAUUGAUAUGCUCAACAAGAGGAGCUAUUGAUCUAUACUGGAAAAAUGGUAUUUGUGUGUAGGUAGAUAAAUAACAUAAAAAUAAUACAUGUUUGUACAUUUUCCAAAGCUCUCGGUUAAAGUUUAUUGUUUAGAGGCGUUAUUCAUAAACGCGUUACUGGCCUGAAUUAUAG
Cydia splendana is the source of this 1518-nucleotide messenger RNA. RefSeq lists its product as uncharacterized. The coding region runs from base 213 to 1376 and encodes 387 amino acids. Gene Ontology annotation, biological process: trans, trans-farnesyl diphosphate biosynthetic process. Lineage: Eukaryota; Metazoa; Arthropoda; Insecta; Lepidoptera; Tortricidae. Gene Ontology annotation, cellular component: cytoplasm. The transcript is spliced from 7 exons. Gene Ontology annotation, molecular function: dimethylallyltranstransferase activity; (2E,6E)-farnesyl diphosphate synthase activity. The record is from RefSeq and is a predicted model, not a curated record.